Messenger RNA from Vombatus ursinus (common wombat), 2751 nucleotides. RefSeq names its product WD repeat containing planar cell polarity effector (gene WDPCP). The transcript is spliced from 18 exons. Gene Ontology annotation, biological process: establishment of protein localization; cilium organization; nervous system development. Gene Ontology annotation, molecular function: protein binding. Gene Ontology annotation, cellular component: axonemal basal plate. Bases 408 to 2552 code for a protein of 714 amino acids. Lineage: Eukaryota; Metazoa; Chordata; Mammalia; Diprotodontia; Vombatidae. The record is from RefSeq and is a predicted model, not a curated record.
UCAACCCGGAAACUCAACGUUCGGAGCCAAGCGGUCAAACAUUCGAGUGGGCGGACGUCUACGGGUGGGUUGGGGUAGGUUCCGGCUUGACUGGUUGCUAAGCGACGGGGAGGCGGGAGAGCUCCUUGGAUUCUAGGUACCAGCGGGAAGCUGGAAUUACGUCACCCUCCCCUGCGCCCUUUCCAGCUCUGUGAUUGGAGGAGACGCUAAAAGCCCUUCGCCUCCAGAGCCUUUUCCCGGCUGGAAGUUGGGGGGACGCGGGGAAGAGUGCAGCCCCCUGUAACUGAUUAGUGUGCAGGAGGGGAGGAAGUGUGCGGGAGCUGGUUCUCUGAGGCAAGUCCAGGGAAACGGGGCCCCAGCACCUCCCUCAACUCCGGGGACAGGACAGAGAUUCUUUCUGCCAACCGAUGUCUUUCUGCUUGACUGAACUGCACCUCUGGUCUUUAAAGAAUACCUUACGUAUUGAAGACAGAGACAUUGGGAUCUACCAGUAUUAUGAGAAGAAAGACUCAGUUUCACCAACAGAUCAUGGUUACUUAGAAGAGAAGCAACAAUUGGCAGAAUCACGAGAUUAUCCUUGGAUACUCAAGAAUCGACGUCCAGAAAAACUGAGAGAUACUCUCAAGGAAUUGGAGGAGCUGAUGCAAAACAGUCGAUGUGUGUUGAGCAAAUGGAAGAACAAAUAUGUCUGUCAGCUUCUUUUUGGUUCAGGUGUGUUGGUGUCCCUAAGCCUUUCUGGGCCACAGCUGGAUAAAGUGGUGAUUGACAGAACCCUAGUGGGGAAGCUCAUCUCCGACACCAUCAGUGAUGCUAUUCUCACAGACAGUUUCAUCAUCUUGUCUUUUUUGGAACAAAAUAAAUUGUGCUAUAUUCAAUUUGCUAAGAAGUUGGAUUCCCCUGACAUAAACAAAAGAUUUGAAAAACUCUCCACCUCAGAGUAUAAGAUAUCCUACCUGGAAAUACCUGGCCCAAUAUCCCGGAGAAUAGUACGUCAUCUAGCUAUCAAUUGUAUUCAAGAUAUGGUCAUUUGUUGGUGGGAAACAGCUAGUGAUGAUGUUUGGCCUUGGUCUCCUAUUUCUAGUGAAAAGGACAGAGCCAAUCUGUUCUUACUAGCUUGUAACCAUGGAAGACUGGAGGUUCUGAGUUUCAUCCGUACAGAAUGGAAUCCACUUGAUGCUAGCUUUAGCACUAAUCAGCCUUAUCAGGUGCACACAGUAGAGCACUCCAUCAGUAUAGACAAAGAGCCCAUGGCUGACAGCUGCAUUUAUGAGUGUGUUCGGAACAAAAUCCACUGUGUAACAGUCACCAGAAUACCACUGCGAUCGAAGGCCAUCAGCUGCUGCAGGAAUGUCGCUGAAGACAAACUAAUUCUAGGCUGUGAAGAUUCUUCAGUCAUUCUCUAUGAAGCCCACCGAAGAGUGACUCUGUUGGCUCAGUCUGAAAUUUUGCCUACAUUCAUCAGUUGCCACCCAGGUGGGGCCAUCCUGCUGGUUGGAAGUUCCCAAGGGGAUUUGCAGAUUUUUGACAUAGCACUAUCGCCUGUUAAAGUACAGCUUUUGGCAGAAGACUGCUCACCGAGGAAGACCCUGCAACUUAAUAAACAUUUUGAUGUCUCCAGUAACCUAAUUCAAAUGCAGUGGACAGUUACUCAGGUUGUUCCUCAGACUCCCCACGGUAUUGACAUUCAUGAUCUCCUGUUCCUUAGGUUUGACAGAGGGCCACUAGGUGUACUUUUGUUUAAACUAGGAAUCUUCAUGAAAGGACAGCUGAGUCUUGUAGACCUCAUCCAUCAAUAUAUUCGUUAUGAUGAGAUCCAUGAAGCAAUAAGCAUCCUUAGCAGCAUGAACUGGAAUACUAUGGGCCACCAGUGCUACAUGGGCAUGAGUGCUAUCGUAAACCAUCUUCUUAGACAACGGCUAACACCAGAGAGAGAAGCACAGCUUGAGGCGAGCCUUGGAUCCUUCUAUGCUCCAACAAGACCCCUCUCCGAUACAACUAUAUUGGAAUAUAGAGACCCAAUCAGCAAAUAUGCAAGGAGGUUCUUCCACCACUUGCUCAGGUACCAGCGAUUUGAAAAGGCCUUUCUCCUAGCUGUUGAUAUUGGUGCUCGGGACCUGUUUAUGGACAUCCAUUACUUUGCAAUAGAUAAGGGUGAAUUGGCGCUAGCUGAAGUGGCAAAGAAACGAGCUAACGACAUUGAUGCAGAAUCAAUAACUACUGGAGUUGAACUCCUGGGGCCAUUGGAUGGAGGAGACACGCUAAAUGAAGCUUUUGUUGGCCUAUCUCUAGCACCGCCAGGUGAAGAAAUGUUUCCUGUGAGCCUUCCUCCCUCUGGUUCAAGCUACAGACAUAUCUCACAACAAACAGCAUUGACUCACUCUUCAAACAGACCUAAAUACAACAAAGAGAGUAAAUUUGAGGGCAACAACACUGCAUCCUUGAUGGAAAAGACUUUAGCUUGGAAUUCAGAAGGAGAACUAGGAGAAGACUACACAGAGCAGGAAAUUGGAGAAGGUGGUUCUCUGAGAAUGGUUCACUUCGGUUUGGUGUAACAAAAAAAAAGCAUCCUUUCCUUGAUGACUUUAUAACUUUAUUCCUUAAUGUACCCAAAUGAGAACAUACAUGGCAUACACACACAGUCCCAUUUUUCAGUAGGUUUCCCCCCACAUGACAAUCACCAGGGGCAGCUAGAUGGCACAGUGGAUAGAGCACCAGCCCUGGAGUCAGGAGGACCUGAGUUCAAACGCGGCC